Harpia harpyja (harpy eagle) is the source of this 10225-nucleotide messenger RNA. RefSeq names its product solute carrier family 22 member 15 (gene SLC22A15). The record is from RefSeq and is a predicted model, not a curated record. Gene Ontology annotation, biological process: transmembrane transport. The transcript is spliced from 12 exons. Lineage: Eukaryota; Metazoa; Chordata; Aves; Accipitriformes; Accipitridae. Bases 109 to 1749 code for a protein of 546 amino acids. Gene Ontology annotation, molecular function: transmembrane transporter activity. Gene Ontology annotation, cellular component: membrane.
UCCUCCUCCUCCUCCUCGGCGAGGGCCCGGCCGUUGCUCCCGGGCCCGGGCCGGGGAUGCGCUGCUCGGCGGUCCCUCGUAGGAGCUACUCGGCGGGCGGGGAGCGGGAUGGAGGUGGAGGAGGCGUUCCCGCUGGUGGGGCAGAUGGGGCCCUACCAGGUGUAUCUGUGCGUCCUGCUGGCCGUGCUCCUCCAGCUCUAUGUGGCCACUGAAGCCAUCCUCAUUGCAUUGGUGGGCGCAACUCCUCCCUACCACUGGGAUCUCCAAGAGCUCUCAGCUAAUCGGAGCCAUAGCAACCAGUCAGUGAGUGAGCAGAGAGCUUUUGGGGAAUGGCUUCUGACUGCCAAUGGCAGUGAGGUGCAUAAGCACAUACACUUCAGCAGCAGCUUCACAUCAAUAGUCUCAGAGUGGUUUUUAAUUGGCAACACAUCAUACAAAGUCAGUGCUGCCAGUUCUUUCUACUUCAGUGGUGUGUUUGUGGGAGCAAUCUCCUUUGGCCAGCUCUCAGAUCGCUUUGGGAGGAAGAAAGUCUAUCUCACAGGUUUUGCUCUUGACAUCUUGUUUGCCAUUGCAAAUGGAUUCUCACCCUCGUAUGAAUUCUUUGCCAUCUCUCGCUUCUUGGUAGGGAUGAUGAAUGGUGGGAUGUCACUGGUGGCCUUUGUUCUACUGAAUGAGUGUGUGGGUACUGCCUACUGGGCAUUAGCAGGAUCUAUUGGUGGCUUGUUCUUUGCUGUGGGAAUUGCCCAGUAUGCUUUAUUAGGGUACUUCAUUCGUUCCUGGAGAACUCUGGCUGUUGUGGUUAACCUGGAAGGAACAAUCGUCUUUCUUCUCUCUCUAUUCAUUCCAGAGUCUCCCCGCUGGCUCUAUUCACAAGGCCGGCUGAAUGAAGCAGAAGAUGCCCUCUACCUCAUUGCGAAGAGGAACCGCAAGCAGAAGUGCACUUUUUCGUUGAAACUCCCAGCAGAGAGGAGCUCCAGAGAGGCGGGCAGCUUCUUGGAUCUGUUCCGAUACAAGAUUCUCUUGGGACGCACCUUGAUCAUGAUGUUUACCUGGUUUGUGUGCAGUUUGGUUUACUAUGGUCUUACUCUUAAUGUGGGUGACUUGGGUGGAAGUAUUUAUGCCAAUUUAGCCCUUUCAGGGCUGAUAGAAAUCCCAGCAUACCCAAUAUGUAUUUACUUGAUUAACCAAAAAUGGUUUGGUCGGAAGCGAACAUUGAGUGCGUUUCUGUUCCUGGGAGGAUUGGCUUGUCUUAUUGUCAUGUUUCUUCCUAAAAAGAAAGAUACUGGAGUGUUCGCAGUGGUGAAUAGUCGCUCUCUGUCUUUGCUGGGGAAACUGACAAUCAGUGCUGCAUUUAACAUUGUCUACAUCUACACAUCAGAACUUUAUCCCACAGUGAUCAGGAAUGUUGGAAUGGGUGCCUGCUCCAUGUUUUCCCGUGUUGGUGGAAUCAUUGCUCCUUUCGUCCCUUCAUUGAAAUCUGUACAGUGGUCUCUGCCUUAUAUUGUGUUUGGAGCAACUGGUCUUUUGUCUGGGCUCUUAAGUUUAUUGUUGCCAGAGACCUUAAACAGCCCUUUGCUAGAAACUAUUUCAGACCUGCAGGUAUGCUCGUACUGGAGGCUGGGUGAUGAAGCGAUGUCAUUGCAAGCCCUAGAUGGCUCACAGUCUGGAGACAAAGACAGUUCUGCAGGGAGUGGAAGUGAAGAUGAGGAGUUUUAUGAUGCUGAUGAAGAGACUCAUAUGAUCAAGUAAUGAAAAGAAGAAACACUGGUCUAUUUUAUGCCUUUUCUUACUUGUCUUACAGCUGGACUGACUGGAUGAGUACUGGGGACCUCACCUGUCAGGGAAUGUAAUUGGGCAAGUGCUUGUGUUUUUCCUGACUAGGAGAUGGGUUUGAGUACUGUUCAGACUAAUUACACCACUGAUGCUCUCCAUAUGAGACAGCUGUUCAAAUUCUUGUGGUUCAGAAUGACAGUGCAUGGACUGCACUUGAAGCCAGGUGAGACAGUAAGGGUGGGAUCAUGUAUUUCUGAAGCCUAGGAAAUUACUUAGGCUUAGACAGAUUUGGACAGCUCAUCAAUGCACAUGCUUGUAUUUUAUUUUCAAGGUGGUUGAUUUUGAUUCAGUACAAACUGAUAAACUGGAAAACAUCCACUGUUCUUUUUCUGUAGAGUGAAAGUGGUCACAAUGUGCUGUGUGCUACUCCAGUGGGAACAAAUUCCUGAAACUGUAUGUUAAAAUGGUUUCUGUGUAUUGAAUAGGGGAGAGGCAACUAUGAACAUAAGGUUUCUCUAUCUGCACAUAGACACCUGUAUAAAGUUAUAGGGUGCAGCUGGUUAGUCAUGUGCAUUAACUUAGUGAUAAUGGGAGGCCGGGAGGAGGGACUACAGAAAAGAACAACCAUAAAGCCUGCAGACAUAAAGGGCAUUACUGAUUUUUUUCCCUUUUCAUCCACUGAGCAUUUUCUUGGGCUGUCUUAUGCAUACGUUUGCCACAUGUUCCCCACAUCUCAGCACUGCUGUUUAUAGCUUUGCCUACUUUUACCUUGCCCUCACUUUGCCAUAAAUAUUGAAGCUCCACAACUUCUCUGUGCAGUGAAAUAAUUAUGUGAAGGAUAUAGUUUCAUGGGUGGGACAUAGGUGAGGUAUUUAUCACAUACUGUGUGUGUGAGGUGUGUGUUAGAAUAUAUAGCUCAUUUUUGUGGACCUAUCUGUGUCUUUAUUUCUGGAAGAAACUUAACUCUGAAGUGAUAAGAGCAACUAUGGGUUGCUGUUACAUUUUGGGGGUUAUUGACAGGAAGCUGCUAGUAUUUAUUUUAAAAUCUUGUGUGUAAAUAAAGUUCUCAUUUAAAAAAAAAAAGGCAAACCUCUUUAAGACAGAAUUUGGUUACCUGUUUCUUAACCAGGUGCUUGAACAAGCACUUGGUUACUUGACCAUGUUGAGGAAGACAACUUCACUCUCCUGAUUACACUGAACUUUCUGUAAGUGCUUCAUUAGAGGGAUUUGGAAUCUUGAAAUAUGAAACAUGAACAUAUGAAAUGUUCCAGCUACAAAGAUGAGUCCUUACAAGGAUUCAGUUUUCUUGAUUACAUUGUCAUCUUCAUCCUCUAACCUGUGGCAUUCUAUUUAAGAUUGAUUUCCAUAAAAUGUUUGUUAGUCUUUAUACUUGGAGUUCCUAGCAAAGUGCCGCACAAUGGCAGCAAGUAUAUUGUUAGGCUUGCUAGCCAUUUUUGUGGAUGUUAAAGUAAAAAAAAAAAAAGGAUCAAAAAAAAAAAAUCUGAAAGUUGACUGCUGAGUAGUUUCUGGGUAAACUGGGAAGCUCCUUUUCUCUGAAAGGAAAGGAAAGGAAACAGCAUCAGAAGUUUGCAGCUAGCUGCUUGAACUUUGUUCACUGGGAACUGUAAUGCUGAACGAAGGGCCAGUACCCUGGCUGGUGCAGAGGGCAGCCCAGAGACUGCAGACUCGCACAAGUCCACUUGGCCUGGACUUGAUCCAGGCAUUGACUGUGAGCAAAGUUGGAAACCUCAAUCCCUGUGGACAAUGUGUCAGUAUUGUUGUGGUUUUCAUCUGCGUUAAGAGCUUCACUAGAAGAAUUCCAGCCUGCAGUCUUCACUUUGUUUUUUCCAGACUGUUGAGUAGUUGUAGAUGUGGCAGGGCACUUUUUAAAUGCAGCCAGUUAGUCUUUCUGCCUUAUUUGGCCCUUCUGUAUGCAAGAAAAUUGCUCCAAAUAAGGUACGUGGAAAGGUUGAAUCUAUUUGUUCAAAGAAUUUUUUUUUAGUUUUGCAUUUAUGUUUUGAAUUAUGGACAGCUGGAAAACUGACUUUUUGUUGCUGAUGGCUUCUAAAUAAAUGAAACCUGUUUGCUUAGAAGCAAACAGUGGUAAGCCUGAUGGUAUUAACAUGCUGCCAAGACCCAACAGGUUCUCUUAGGUGUUUGCUGCCUCUGUCCCCCUUUGGAUGGUAGGUUGAGUAAGUCACCUGAGAGGCAGACAGGAACUGUUAGCCUUCCUCUCUCCAUAGUUUUCCUGUCAUUAUCUGCUACUGGCAACCCUGGUCGUGCCAUGGGAGGGACACCUCAGCAUAACUUUCAUUAGAACAGUAGGAUGCUGUAAUGAUUCAGGUGGAGGAGAUCACUCUCUGCAGGACCUGAGCUGUGUUUUGUGACAGUCUUCAACUAGGCCCAGUUAAUAAAUCUCAGUGUUUGGGCAGUAAGCUUGCCCUGAGGAGCUACUGGAGAGCAGAGGCUAAUACAGUACUAGACAUACCACAGUUCAUGACAUACUGUAAUGUGAAGAGUCUGAGACCUAACAUCCUUGCUUUAGUUGAGUGAAGUAUGACAACCUUACCCACAUUUUUUGCUAGAGUAGCUUUGUAUACGAAGCAGCCUAUACUGUUAGUUGGUUUUUGUGUUGUGCAGGCACUAGCAUACCUACCCCCAAGAUGGGAAGUCCAUCCCUGGAUUCCUUUGGUUUUGUAGCUGUUGUUUUUUUCAGCCAGCUCACUUAGUGGGAUUAUGCUAGAGAUGAGAGAGGCUUUCCCAUGGUGCUGAUUAGUCAGAUCUUAAUACUGUCUCAGGUGAGGUAUGUUUGGGAUUUUGCUAUCUGGGGACCUCACAAGUGAUACUUGAAUACAGCUAGGAGUGAAGGAGAGUGACAGGUCAUGUGAGACAGUGUGAGGGAGAAUCAGCUGGAGGGAGUUGAAAGAAUAGAGGAUUCAACAGAAACACUUUAGGGCAAGGGUAAGUGAAAACACAAGAUAGUAGCCGUUGGGUGGAAAUACCCUUCUAGCUGCUUGUGUUGACUUCAAGCUUCUCCUUUCAGAGCUAGCAUUGGUUCCAGGAUGUCUUAUUGGGGACACUAGUUUCGUGAUUUCCUUUUUAGUGUCAGCUUUGUUCAGCACUACUACUUCAGUGAUGAAAUAUUUCUUUUGAUGCUUAUAAAAUGUGGAACACUUCUGUUUUCUUUUGGACUCAGCUUUUCUAUGAAAUGGCGUGUCACUGAAAUCAUUAAAAUUUGUAAAGCCCUGUUUUGGAGAAUGCUGUAUAACUGGUCAUCACUUAAUUUGCCUUUAGAAAGACAGGAAGAUGAGACUUAUUUGAUGCAUUUUUGUCACACAACUUCUUGUGAAGUGAUACUUCAGCCUUCUAAAAGGAUUUUACUACCUGGCUAUUCUUGAUAGGCUGAAGAGAGUAGAAUAGGGAAGUGAUUUGACAAGUUUAUUUUUUAAACUACUUCCCCUGAAAACAAAGCUAGUGCUCCCCAUUUAGGGAUUGGGGAAGUGCUGUUCAGAGACUCCCUGACACACCAGAAACUUAGAAGUUCUGUGUUAAAGGAGGGCCACAGGUGACUUGGUGUUCAGGUCAGGGUGCUGAGUGAAGAACAUGUCCACACCUCUCCAGAGACACCUAAUUAACAUGGAGCAGGUUGUGGCUAGUUACCACCUUUGUUACAGUCAAGGCUUUAAGUAUUGCAGCCACAUGUUCCUCUGCUCACAGUGCAUAAUCCAUGCCAGGGUUUCCAGACUGUAUGGAUGUAUAGAGGCUAGCAGAAUAUCCUUUGCAGAACCACGGGGAAUGCAGUUAAGCUGUACGUUUUCCAGCCUAUUUCACCUAAGUGUAUAAAAGCCAUUCGCAAGAGAAUGUUUUUGUUGUACUAGGAAAAGGGGAAAGUGAGGAACAAACUUACUUUUCCUAGAGUGUGUUAAUGGAAACAUUUGAGCUAAAACUCUUGUUCCUGAGUCUUCCGCAUAAUCACCGAAUGCAGAUUUGGUUAGUAUUUUGUUUUAGCUGAAGGAUAUGUAUACCUUUUCCCACCCUGUUAGAGCUUCUUUGAUCAUGCUCUUUGACACAGCUGAAUCUAGGCAUCUGCACAUGCAAGCUGUGAGCCUUGCAGUAAGUAUGUCAGAAAAGCCCAAGAGCGGUGCUGUCAUUUGAUGGUGGAAGUUAGUCUGGCCUGACACAUUUAAUGCCUGCAUCAGAAAUGUCUAUAUUCAGCUGUUUACCAAAUGGGAGACUUAGGGUAUAGCUGUAUUUUGAGUCUUGUUGCUUGUAUCUUACUACGAGAUAUAUUAAGUGGAAGAAAGAUACGUACAUAAGAAAACCUGUGACAGAUCUAACUGUAGAAUUGGAGGGUGAACAAACUUAUACAGAAUUUUUUCCAUGCUAUGUAUUUUUAAUGCCUUGUCCAGUCUAUUGUAGCCUUCAGAUUUUCCAGGUGCUACUGUUAUUUAAGUCUAAUAGAGCUGGAUAAAACUUUUACCCUGAUAGUCUGAAUUUACUGAACUCUCUCAUGUUAUUUUUGGUACUACUUGCUGUUUCUGUCAUUCUGAAAAAAGCUCCUGUAUUGCCUAAUGGGGAGCAGACUUUUCUGUUCUAAUUUAAAGUGCCUGUUUUACAAAAGUUGUCUUUAAUUUCCUCGGUCAACUUGAUACGGGACUGUGUGUAAAGUAACAUCAUGGAAUUGGAUUAUAUAAGUGCCAAAGACAGUUUUUGCUGGAAAGCAAUGGUCCAAAACUAGUUCUAGCUACAUUCAUUUGGAAUUCUUCCAUGCAACCUGCUAAAACUGGUAUUUACAAGCAUCUCCAGAGCUUUAGGGGACAGAAAGAGAGUUACUUUUGCUUGUCUUUCAUUGCUCAGUUCACUUAAGUAGCUUUUGUUUCUGGGAAACCAAAGAAAUUAAAUGAAGGAUUUAAGAUAAAGUGUAGGUUUUGUAGAACAUGCAGAAUUUAUACCAUGUAGCCAUUAUAGAGAAAUCUGCAGAGUCUGUUUGCUUCUGAGUUGGAAGUGUCAAAGCUUACUCUAAGACUGAUAAAACCUAGUUAAAAACUGCACACUGGAAUUUGUUAGUUCAUUCAUCAGCCUUACAAAUGAGCAUUGCUAAUAACAGCUUGCCUGGAGCUUCAUAGGAUCUAGCAGAUUUCUAUAAAAUGCACAGUCUGUUUGAGGUAUUACUAAAUAAUAAUGUCUAGAGUUUAAAUCCCUAUUGCAACUAGAAUUCACUGCAAGUCAGCCCUAUCAUGGCUGCUUGUUUGCCAGUCAGUAAAUAGGCAGAUGGCUAACUGUUUAUGCAGCAAGAGCUGGCUGCCCCCAGAAGAAUGGUUUAAAAGAAAUAAUCUUUCUCCAGUGUGUAUGCAGAAUGAAGCGGGACCGUGGGGUGUCAGGGUCCUCUCAUACAGCAAGCUUAUAAAAGGGAGUAUGUUUAAAUAAGUACUUGCCCACCCUUAUUUACAAAAGGUUUGUAGAGGAAGCAGGUCUUUAGCAUGCAUGUUACAGCCUCCCUCCAACACAUCUGAGGUGCUCAUAUUAUACCUAGUUUGUCAGGAGGCAGGCAGAAAGUAUGGCAGUAAGAAAACCUUUGCCAAUAUUGAAAGUUACAUUUACUUAAAGAUGUCCGAUAAGAGUUAUCUGGCACAUCUGUGUUCAAACAAAAUGUUUUUAAAUGAUGGAAACUUGAUUGGGAGACAGGCAUUUCUCAUGUUAGUUUGUCAGGGGGAAAAAAAAAAAUCAGUGUUGCAGACACUGAUGAAAGUUGUUAUAGAGCAGAAAACUGCUGGGCAAUUUGUGAUAAAAGAAUUUAUUGUGGUUGUGAUUUUACAUAUGCCUCUAAAAGACUGGUUUCAAGUAUUUGAUCUUUGUCACUCCCCAAAGUCUAAUCCAAACUUUAUUUUGUUCUUGUUAAAAGUUAAGUCAUGUAGAAAUUGGAAGUAUAUUUUUCAUAUGGAUACUUUUAUUGCACUACCUGUCCUUCCUGAAUCUAAUAAUACUUUGAUUUUUUUAAGCUACCUCUUUAUGUUGAGCUUUUUUGUCAAUUUUGUAUUUAAUUGAUUUUUAAGAAACUACAAAAUAUUUCCUUCUUUUAUUUAUGUGGGAAUCCAUAACUUAAAGACCACAAGUCUUCCUUCUGUUUUUUAAGUUUUUCUUAAGGGCCUUUUAAAUUUAAAGACUUAAGCUUUUGAAGGAGCAGCAUAAUUACACACUUAGAACAUGGAUUUUCCUGUGUGUACUGUUUGCUUUUAGAAGGGCCAGAAGCCCUUAAUUUUAUACUAACCUUGGUUGAGGAUGUGACUCUUUGGGGGCAAUAAAAAGUUUUGAGUUGGGAAAUUUUAAUCCAUUUAAUUUAUUGCCAAUUAAAGAGCUUCUAGUUACUGGUUUUGGUGUUGAAAGAAAAAAUAAAGCAUGUAGGGAAAACACUGCUGCUUUUUUCCAGACACCACUCUUCUCUCUCUCACCCCAUGGUGGUCUCCAGUUCCUUGGCUGCAUGUUAUGCUCAGUCCCUUCAGCAAGGCAACAGGCAGCACAGGAGAUUGGGACCAGUCUGUUGUGCUUGCUGUUCUUUCACUGCUCCUUGUUUCUUACUCAGCUGCUCUCGUGUGGGUUUUUUCACCAGCCACAGUCCCUUCGGCGCUGUAGCUCCUUCUGAGUCUACUCUCAGCCUCUGCUCAGGCUAUGAUUUUCCUUUGGCAUUUCUCCUGCUCAGCUGCCUCUCCUUUCGGCUCCUCUUGUGCUGGCAUGGUCUUCUCCUUUUUUCCUCCUACUGCUAUAGCACUGUAAUCUUUUUCUUGGCAUUUACUGCCCUUUCUUAAACAUGCUUUUGCAGAAGUACCAGAAACCCCUCUGACAGCGUUGGAGUGCAGUGGGUCAGUCCCCACUGUGCCCAAGAGGCAAUGGACACUAACUGAAACACAGGAGGAUCCAUCUGAACAUAGGGAAGCACUUUUUUACGGUGAGGGUGACAGAACACUGGCACGGGUUGCCUGGAGAGGUUGUGGAGUCUCCAUGCGUGGAGAUAUUCAAAAGCCAUCUGGACAUAGUCCUGGGCAGCCUGCUUUAGUAGGUGGCCCUGCUUGAGCAGGGGGGUUGGAUCAGAUGGCCUCCAGAGGUCCUUUCCGACCUCAACUGUUCCAUGAUUUCUGAGCUGGCUGGAACCAGCAUAGGGCAGUCCUGGGCUUCUUCCCACACAAGGCACCCUGCAGCCCCCAAACCCUAACAGUUACGCUCAAUACGUGACUGUAGAGGGUUUUCUUGCAAAUCAAGUCCUCACAGUUUGAGCUGACAGUUUUUGUGAGUGGUAGUUGGUACUGUAUUCCCUUUCUGUGUUACUGUUGUCUUAGGUCAAGUAAAUGAAACUCCUAAGGAUAUAAUCAGACAUUUGUAGCAGAGUUCUGUGUCUGGUUACAUUUGCAUCCCUGCUGAUUUUGGAAGACAGAACUUAGAUCUCCACUUGACCAGAGGAGCAGCCAAAGGGGUAAACUACUUUCUGUUCAACCCUGCAUCAUCAUGAAAACAAAUCUUCGUAUAGUCUCUAUAUCCUGUAGACUUUGUAUUGUUUCCUCAUGCCAGUUUAAUUUGAACCAACAAUCAAAAGUCCUUGCCAGUUGAGAGUUGAGUAACAGGAAAGUGGGCAUAGGGGGGAAUAGAUUCACUGCGUCAAACAAAAAUCCAGUUGUAUAUAGUUAGUGUGUGUAUUUUUAAAUAUUUGAUUUGGAUUACUUGAAUACUGAGUGUUAUGAGCCUUCCUGUGUAAAAAAAUACUUCCUGUAUUAGUGUGCUGUUGUUAACUCAGAGUUGUACUGCUGAAAAGUCUGUUUUUAGAAUACUUGAUCUGAGAAGUGGCAACUAAAGACAGCAUAAGCUUUUCCACAAUAGACCUUUUAUGGUGGUAUAUUCAUAUGUUCUGUGAACAGCUGUUGGAUCCAUCUUUUUAAGAUGUUCUUUACCAUAGGUGAGGGGCCAUAACAAAUGUUGAAAUAUUCAGAAUAAUUGCACUUACCUAUUCUGUUUUCUUAAUGUAUUUCCUAUGCAUACUGCCUUACCUGUAUGUACUGUAUUUCAUUGGAGGUACGAAAGGUAAAUAUCAGGUUCUUAAUUUAUAAAAUGUAAAUGAGUUUUAAAAAUAAUUCUGUAAUACUACAUAUUUUCCAGUGAUAUCUGUCUUCUAAGAGAGGGUGAUGGUGGUAAGGCCAGGUGAAUUUAGUCAAAAGUUAAUAUUGGUGGUCUUUACAUUCUCACUUAAUUUCUGAAUGAUUUUGAUCAUUUGAAAUAUAUUUUUUUCUUUUAAGAUUUUUGUAGAGGCUAACCUAUGUUAGUAAGCCAACUUUUAGAUGAUUUGUAACAGCUCUGAUACUGCCUCUGACUCAUACAGUUCAUUUAAUGUCUUUGUAACUUAUUUUGUGCCUUUUCUUCCCCUGACACAAUCUCUCAAUAAAAACAAGCUCUUUUGCAACACUGCAAA